Molecule: messenger RNA, 567 nt
Organism: Eruca vesicaria subsp. sativa (arugula)
Lineage: Eukaryota; Viridiplantae; Streptophyta; Magnoliopsida; Brassicales; Brassicaceae
Source: the annotation of a GenBank genome assembly
AUGGUACGCGAGUUUCAGUCCGUGAUUGGGAAAGAGACGAGAAGACAAGCAAACCAACUAUGGGGUGGUAAGCCUGAUGUAUUGGUGGCUUGUGUGGGGAGUGGCUCAAAUGCAUUGGGAUUGUUCCAUGAGUUUGUUGGGGAUGAGGAAGUGCGGCUAGUAGGAGUGGAGGCCGCGGGACUGGGUCUGGAUUCAGGGAAACAUUCAGCUACUUUGUCCGUUGGAGAUGUUGGUGUGUACCAUGGCUCUAUGAGUUAUUUAUUGCAAGAUGAUCAAGGACAGAUACUUAGACCCCACUCGAUAGGAGUAGGGUUAGAGUAUCCAGGAGUUGGCCCGGAGAUUAGCUUUCUGAAAGAAACCGGAAGAGUCGAAUUCUACACAGCAACAGACAAAGAAGCCAUUCACGCGUGCAUGCUAUUGAGCAGAUUGGAGGGAAUAAUCCCAGCACUCGAAGCAUCUCACGCGCUCGCGUUCCUAGACAAACUUGUUCCUACUCUGCACGAUGGUGCCAAAGUGGUCGUAAAUUGCAGUGGGCGUGGCGACAAAGAUAUAGAUGCCCUUAUCUAA